Messenger RNA from Condylura cristata (star-nosed mole), 1088 nucleotides. RefSeq names its product protease-associated domain containing 1 (gene PRADC1). The coding region runs from base 69 to 635 and encodes 188 amino acids. Lineage: Eukaryota; Metazoa; Chordata; Mammalia; Eulipotyphla; Talpidae. The transcript is spliced from 5 exons. The record is from RefSeq and is a predicted model, not a curated record.
CUGAAGUCCGGAGAGCGACGCGCGGCCGGGCGGCUGGAGGUAGCGCGGCGCCGGACCGGGCCCUGGAAAUGGUCCCCGGCGCCGCGGGCUGGUGUUGUCUCGUGCUCUGGCUCCCCGCGUGCGUCGCGGCCCACGGUUUACGCAUCCAUGACUAUUUGUAUUUUCAAGUGCUGAGUCCUGGGGACAUUCGCUACAUCUUCACAGCCACACCUGCCAAAGAUUUUGGUGGUAUCUUUCACACACGGUAUGAGCAGAUUCACCUUGUUCCGGCGGAACCUUCAGAGGCCUGUGGGGAACUCAGCAACGGUUUCUUCAUCCAGGACCAGAUCGCUCUGGUGGAGAGGGGGGGCUGCUCCUUCCUUUCCAAGACCCGGGUGGUGCAGGAGCAUGGCGGGCGGGCGGUGAUCAUCUCUGACAACGCGGUUGACAAUGACAGCUUCUACGUGGAGAUGAUCCAGGACAGUACCCAGCGCACUGCUGACAUCCCUGCCCUAUUCCUACUCGGCCGAGAUGGCUACAUGAUCCGCCGCUCCCUGGAACAGCAUGGGCUGCCAUGGGCCAUCAUUUCCAUCCCAGUUAAUGUCACCAGCAUCCCCACCUUUGAGCUGCUGCAGCCACCCUGGACCUUCUGGUAGAACUGGUCCCGCAUUCCUGCCAUAAGCAACUCUGGGCUGGAGAGGGGAAAUCCAGGAAUUCUGCGGUUUGGGAUUUGGGGCUAGUGUUUGGGGAAAGGUGGAGCCAGGUACAGGCCACAGACUUGGGCCUUGGCGAGGCUGAAGGAAGCUGUACCCCUGGCCUUCCCUUCCCCAGGGUACACCCAAGGGUAUCUCAUGCUGACCUCGCAAGAGCCAGGUCUCAGGGUUUCUGGGUAGAAUGCGGAACAAAAGAAGUUAAAGGCAAAUAACCUGAGAGCUACAAAUGACAUUUGUGACCUACCAAGUCCCAUCUGACUCCAGUCUCCCCCACCCAGGGUCUUCUCCUCACAAUGUUCUUCACAGCAGUUCCUGGUGUGGUUUAAGGAUUUGGUGUUUGGGGACUCAAUAAACCCUCAGACUUUUUAGCAAUAAAGCCUCUCAUCAGGGUUGCAA